Macadamia integrifolia is the source of this 1022-nucleotide messenger RNA. RefSeq names its product 40S ribosomal protein S8. Gene Ontology annotation, biological process: maturation of SSU-rRNA from tricistronic rRNA transcript (SSU-rRNA, 5.8S rRNA, LSU-rRNA); translation. The transcript is spliced from 5 exons. Gene Ontology annotation, cellular component: cytosolic small ribosomal subunit; ribosome. Bases 117 to 773 code for a protein of 218 amino acids. Gene Ontology annotation, molecular function: structural constituent of ribosome. Lineage: Eukaryota; Viridiplantae; Streptophyta; Magnoliopsida; Proteales; Proteaceae. The record is from RefSeq and is a predicted model, not a curated record.
AGGGUUAGGGUUAGGGUUUUUAUAUCUGGAGGUGUAUUAUUAGCAGAGAGGGGGAGAGAGAGAGAGAGAUAAAGAGAGCGUGUUCCUGUUCGUCGUCUCUCCGCCGCUCAGCAAAGAUGGGUAUCUCUCGGGACUCCAUGCACAAGAGGCGUGCCACUGGUGGCAAGAAGAAGGCAUGGAGGAAGAAGAGAAAGUAUGAACUUGGGCGCCAGCCAGCCAACACUAAACUUUCGAGCAACAAGACUGUCCGGAGAAUCCGUGUUAGAGGAGGCAAUGUGAAAUGGAGGGCCCUCAGGUUGGAUACAGGAAAUUACUCAUGGGGAAGUGAGGCUGUCACCCGUAAGACACGUAUCCUUGACGUGGUCUACAAUGCCUCUAACAAUGAACUUGUCCGGACGCAGACCCUAGUAAAGAGUGCAAUUAUUCAGGUUGAUGCUGCUCCAUUUAAGCAAUGGUACCUUCAGCACUAUGGUGUUGAUAUUGGUAGGAAGAAGAAGGCUUCUGCCAAGAAGGAAACAACUGAGGAAGGAGAAGCUCCUGUAGAGGAAACAAAGAAGAGCAACCAUGUUCAGAGGAAGCUAGAGAAGCGUCUUCAAGAUCAUAAACUUGACCCCCAUAUUGAAGAGCAAUUUGGCAGUGGGAGGUUGUUGGCUUGCAUCGCUUCUCGCCCUGGGCAGUGUGGUAGAUGUGAUGGGUACAUAUUGGAAGGGAAGGAGCUGGAGUUCUAUAUGAAGAAGAUCCAGAGGAAGAAAGGCAAGGGUGCUGCUGCUUAAGCAAACCGUAUUUGCAGGUGUUUCAUUUCUGCCCUCUUUUGGAAUUAGUUUUCUCCUGUUAUGUUGUUUGUUCCAAGGAGAAUAAUGUGGUUGCUGAUCAGACUUCAAAAAAUUUUGAUAUGCAUUUUGAGUACCCAGAGAUAGUUUUACUUAGGACUACAUUUUUAUGUUCAAUGGAAUGUACUGGUAAAUUCAACCAGGCUUCUUUUAGAUAUAUUACUAAAAUUCAUCAUUGUUUAGUGAUAGCCA